Molecule: messenger RNA, 861 nt
Organism: Carica papaya (papaya)
Lineage: Eukaryota; Viridiplantae; Streptophyta; Magnoliopsida; Brassicales; Caricaceae
Product: CASP-like protein 5A1
Cellular component (GO): membrane
Source: RefSeq, a predicted model, not a curated record
ACCAGUUUCACUUUCCUCUUCCAAGUUCUUCAUACAAAACCAACCAAACUGGUGAAUCAGAUACUUGUAUCAAAGCCAGUGAUCAGAGAUUUUGAGCUUGGUUAUCGGUAACAGACUUUCCCCCUCCACAUCAAUGAACAUAAGCCGGCCUUCGGUGCAUCCUCUGGAGGCUCCACCAGCCACUGACGCUGCCGCUAACGGGCCCGGAGUCAGGAUGAAGGACUUGCAGGGCAUGCCUGGCACCACAGGUGGCCUCAUUCUCCGCCUCUUUCAGCUCCUUUUUUCCGUCCUUUCCAUCUCCGUUAUGGCCACCACUAGCGAUUUCCGUUCUGCCACCGCGUUUUGCUAUCUAGUUCUUGCUGUUGGCUUGCAAUGCUUCUGGAGCCUGUCACUGGCAAUUGUCGAUAUAUAUGCCCUACUGGUGAAACGAAGUCUGCGGAACAACCUAAUAAUUCAUUUGUUUACGAUAGGCGAUGGGAUCACAUCCACACUUACAUUUGCUGCUGCAUGUGCGUCUACUGGGAUCACGGUCCUUAUAGGCAAUGAUCUCCAAAGAUGUGAUGUGAACCACUGCAAAAGAUUCGAAGCUGCUACAGUAAUGGCUUUUAUUAGUUGGUUUGCCAUCUCACCUUCCUUUUUACUUAAUUUGUGGACUUUAGCUUCUCAAUAAGAGUUGGACAGAGUAUUUAUUCAGUUGCUGAAUAUUGGCUUCUGAGGCAAACCCGUGUGUGCUAUCAUCGUCAACUUCUUGGCCCUCGCCUCUCCUACUCCUAAGUGGAAAUUUGAAAAUGUUCAGUGUAUAUAUAGAUAAAUUUUGAUAAGAAUCAUUGAGAUAAUCCCAUUUUGAAAAAUUUUCUUGAA